AUGUUCAACCUAUCACUGGUAAGUCACAAACGGAUACUCACGGGGUAUACUAACCAAUUGCAAAAAGUUCUAACCCGAUUCAAGAACGCGCAGUUAGAAGAAAUCAGCAUUCAAAACCUGCAAGAUGAGAUAACGCCUACCGUUAUUCACACAAGCCUACAGCAGUUAGAGAAAGGAGUUGCAGCGUUAGAAAACAUGACCACAAAGAUUCAACACGCACUAGAUGAACUCGCUACCAUGUUCGAAAAGGCACACCCAACGUUACCGAAUAUUGAAGAAGAGUUCACACAGUACUCUAGUACUGCCGAAGAAGCUAUUGGCAAUACUUUCGAAUACCUUGUACUCCUUCAUGCUUGGAUCCAUGGCUUUAAGGCUCACGCUGAGCUUCUCAACACAUCCUACAAACCCUCCACUACGAACAGUCGCGAAAAAUCUGGAGCUACCCACAAUCCCUAUCCCAAUAUUCAUUGGCUACAUAUGGGACUGGGACAACUUUUGGGAGCUUUUAACUUAAAUGUACAUUCACAAAAUCUUUCCGAGCUACAAAAAUUUAACUACCUGCUUAGCUCCUUAACGGGCGAACCUCUACAAUCGAAGAAGAAGUUCCAACUCACUCGGCAAAACUACGCAAAAGCCAUAGAAUUCUUUAUUAAUAAGUACGGUAAUUCUGAAGAACUCAUUCGUCAGUUUCUCAGAAAGAUGGACAAACUCUCCCUUAACUCAUCGUCCAUACAAAAGCAACGCAGACUAUUGGAAGACAUAGAAGCCAUCAUUGGCCAAUUAGUGCAUAAAGGUAAAAAUGUCGACAAUCAGUUCAUGUAUCAAAAGGUUCUUUCGAAAUUUCCGGUCGGGAUCCAACGCAAAGUACUUUGCAAAAAGAUCACUUCUCUAGACGAACCCUUUACCAUGCAACAGCUUCUAAAAUAUUUUGAAGAGGUUAUAACCAGCGAGGAACUGGUGUAUCGCCAGACCACCUCAACACCUCCUCGAGAUACAGUUUGCUUCAACAAUGAAGGCAAAUAUUGGAAGUCGCCGACGACAAAACUCUUGUGCAUGUAUUGUAAAGGCGACCAUAAGCCUUUCUAUUGCAGUAAAUACGAAACACCUCAAAGAAGAUACCAGUAUCUUCAAAAUAAUAACCUAUGCCAUAUUUGCGCCUCUUCAUCCCACAGCACAGUUCAGUGCAACGGGUCGUCAUGUCGUAAGUGCCAGAGCAACAGUAACAAUAAGCAGUUACAGCGUUAUAGUAGAAGUAAUAAUAACAAAAAGUAA
Angiostrongylus costaricensis is the source of this 1272-nucleotide messenger RNA. NCBI's taxonomy places the organism in Eukaryota, Metazoa, Nematoda, Chromadorea, Rhabditida, Metastrongylidae. The record is from the annotation of a GenBank genome assembly.